Striga hermonthica is the source of this 1156-nucleotide messenger RNA. NCBI's taxonomy places the organism in Eukaryota, Viridiplantae, Streptophyta, Magnoliopsida, Lamiales, Orobanchaceae. The record is from the annotation of a GenBank genome assembly.
UCCUUUAUCUCUAGCUCAGAUCUGGCUCUAUCUCAGACCACAGUUGAUGGCACAGGUCAGAUCCAAGUCAACCCCGAGUAUGUAAGUUGGGUAAGGCAAGAUCAGCUACUUGCAAGCUGGCUUCUCUCAUCUCUCUCUGAAAAUCUUCUAGUAAUGAUGGUUGGAAAGAACACCUCAAAAGAAAUCUGGCAAGCCGUGGAGUCCAACUACUCAGGCCAGUCCAAAGCAAGGUUAAUGCAGUUCAAGCUGCAACUCCAGACCCUCAAAAAGGGUAACCUACCUAUGAGAGAGUUUCUAUCUCAAGUCAAGGCUUGUUGUGAUGCUUUGGGAACAGCAUGUGAACCUUUAAGUGAGCAAAACCAUAUCCUUCACAUCCUAGGUGGCCUGGGUCAAGAAUAUAAUGCAGUAGUGGUUGUUGUGACCACUAGAAUUGAGGCCUAUACUCUAAAUGAGGUCCACUCCAUGCUUCUUAGCUUAGAAUCCAGAAUGGAUCUUCAAACUCAACCUACAAUCAACCUAGAUGGCUCAAGCCCCUCAGCUCACUAUGCAUCUCAAAACACUGGAAACAACAACAAGGGAUCUACAAACCAAGGAGGAAAUCAGUUUCACAACUCUCAAUCUCAGAAUCCCUUUGGCAGAGGCAACAACCAUAACAACUUUUCAACCAGGGGGAGAGGAAGAAAUGCAAGAGGGAGAGGGGGCAGGAACUUCAGAGGCAAUUUCAGAACCCCUUGCCAACUGUGUGGCCUCUCAAACCACACUGCAGACAGAUGUUUUCAUAGGUAUGACUCAACCUACCCUGGGCCAACAAAUCUGCAAGCACAAGUUGCACAAGCCUCUCCACCUCAAGUCGUUCAACCCACAACACACUAUCUCAACCAAGCAAGUGACACCAUGACUGAAUCCAGCUGGUUUGCAGACUCAGGGGCAACAAAUCAUGUCACCAAUGAACUAUCUAACCUUAAUCUUGCCUCAGAAUUUCAAGGUACCAACAAACUUCAGAUAGGUAAUGUAACUGGUUUAAGUAUUUCUCAUAUUGGCAAUUCAUUUCUAAAAUCCAACCUUCAAUCUAAACCUUUCCUGCUAAAGAAUCUUCUUCAUGUGCCCAGCAUCACAAAGAAUCUUGUUAGUGUCUCACAGUUUGCUAAAGAUAAUU